AUGCAGGAGCAGGGGUCUGUCCUCGGGGCCAUCGCAGACCUGGAGCUGCAGCUGGAGGAAUCCCAGAACAUUAUUGUUCGGGAGCAGACACGACUCACAGAGCUGGAGAAGCAGCUGCAGGAGACACAGCAGGAGGUGCAGGCCGCUCUGGAGGCUAGGAUCAGAAAAGUGAGCUGCCUGGAACUGAGUGCCCUGGAGGAGGUACGAGGGUACAGGGACCCCCCGGAGCCCGUCACCAUGGUGAUGGAUGCAGUGUGCCUGCUCUUCCACCACCCCCCGGGCUGGGACAGUGCUAAACACCUGCUCAGCCUCAACAGCUUCUUCCAGGAGCUGGAGUUCUUUGACCAUCGGCGCGUUUCCACACAGCAGUUGCAGGAGCUGGCCACACUGGUGCACAGUCCUGCGUUUGACCCAGAGGUGGUGGCCGAGGCGUCCCAGGCCUGUGCCCAGCUGUGCCACUGGGUGCUGGCUGUGUAUGAGUGCUGCAAGCUGCACCCGUAUGUGAAGUCCAGCCGCCGCAUUGAGACAGAGGCUGCAGCCGCUCUUAAGCACCUCCAGCUGGCCCGCAGGCUCAAGGAGGAGCAGAGCAGGCAGCUCAAAAUACUCACACACCAACUGGAAAGUGUGCGAGAGCAGCUCUGGCAGCAUACGGAGGAGCUCCUGCAGGCUGAGCGAGUGCACAGAGAGGCCACCUGCACUGUGGACGAGCUUGGCACAAGUGUGUCUGUGUGGAAAAGAGAUGUCCAGAGGGCAGUCACAGCCAUGGAGACCCUUCCUGGGGACACUCUGCUCACUGCAGCCAUCAUCUCAUACCUGGGCCCGUUUGGAGCGGACACCCGCUGUGAGCUGCUGGCAAAGUGGAGAGGACUGUGUAUGACAGGCCGCCUGUGCCCUGCCCCAGAGUGCUCUCAGUGUGGCUCUCUCGCUGCUCCUCUUGUGCCUGUAUCAUCCCUUCCACAUGGGCCACUGUGUCAGGCCCUGGGUGUGAGUGAGAGGCCACUCCAGGCAGAGGCCCUCUCAGACCUCCUGCUCUCUGUUCUGCUGAGCAGCUGCAGCCACAACUGUGUGCAACGCUGCCCUCUGCUGGUGGACCCUGAGCAUCGCUUAGACCCACACCAACCUCACAGCUGCUUCAGAGGAGACCACAUUAUGGCUUUGAAGGAUUUUGACGUUGAUCUUUGUGCGGAUGACCCACACUUACUGGACAAAUUAGAAGAGGCCGUGCGCACAGGAGCCCUGGUCUUUGUACGGGCCGCUGAGAGGAGCCCGUCCUGCCCACGCCUCCUCUCCAUAGUGUCUCAGGCCUACUUCAGUCUGACUUUCUACACAACGCUACCUGCUCACAUGCUGACCACUGAGAUGGCAGGGCCCCUCCUGUGCAGGCUCCAUGUGGUGGACCUGUCCCUCAGCACACUGGAGGUGGAAAGGUGCCUGCAGUCCCAGCUCUUGCCACCAGAUGGCAGACUUAUCCUGAGCCAACAGAAGAGACUGGAACAGAGCAGGCAACUCCUUAUAGAAAAGCUGAGUUCCAUUGAGCGGUGA
Messenger RNA from Knipowitschia caucasica, 1542 nucleotides. NCBI's taxonomy places the organism in Eukaryota, Metazoa, Chordata, Actinopteri, Gobiiformes, Gobiidae. The record is from the annotation of a GenBank genome assembly.